UUUGCGUCCACAUUAAAAAGCGAUGCCCCGCCGCAGGAGUGUGACAGCGCCGUGCGCGGCGAGGCACGCUGGGAGCGCGCAUCACAGGAGCUCCGACUGGCCGCGCGGCUCAACAACGGUCCAAGCGCUGGUGCACAGCCCGUGGGCCCCGGGGGCGCUCAGGCUGCCGGGCACGAGCGCGUACGCGGAGCCGGAGGCAGAGGAGGAGGAAGAGGAGGAGGAGGCGGGCGCCACAGACCGCGCACACAGGCGCCGCCGCCUGGCCGCCAACGCCCGGGAGAGGAGGAGGAUGCUGGGGCUGAACGUGGCCUUCGACCGGCUGCGGAGCGUCAUCCCCACGCUGGAGAGCGACAAGAAGCUGUCCAAGUCGGAGACGCUGCAGAUGGCGCAGAUCUACAUCGCCACGCUGAGCGAGCUGCUGCAGGGCUGCGCCCAGGUGGGGGGCCCGGCCGGAGACCCCCGGUCCCAGGAGCCGGGGGGGAAAGAGGCCCCGAGCGGCAGGACGGAGGGGGGAGCGGACAGCGACGGGCUGAAAACGCAUCUGAAAGACUUCAUAAACCUGUGGCAGAGACCAAGUGGCACCAAGUGAUGA
This is a messenger RNA of Scleropages formosus (Asian bonytongue), 592 nucleotides long. It is a transcript of the gene atoh1c, whose product is annotated as atonal bHLH transcription factor 1c. The record is from RefSeq and is a predicted model, not a curated record. Lineage: Eukaryota; Metazoa; Chordata; Actinopteri; Osteoglossiformes; Osteoglossidae. The transcript has a single exon. Gene Ontology annotation, molecular function: E-box binding; protein dimerization activity; DNA-binding transcription factor activity, RNA polymerase II-specific. Bases 23 to 589 code for a protein of 188 amino acids. Gene Ontology annotation, biological process: positive regulation of transcription by RNA polymerase II; sensory organ development; axon development. Gene Ontology annotation, cellular component: nucleus.